This is a messenger RNA of Psammomys obesus (fat sand rat), 1428 nucleotides long. Its product is annotated as PRAME family member 20-like. Lineage: Eukaryota; Metazoa; Chordata; Mammalia; Rodentia; Muridae. The record is from RefSeq and is a predicted model, not a curated record. The transcript is spliced from 3 exons. Gene Ontology annotation, biological process: negative regulation of cell differentiation; negative regulation of apoptotic process; positive regulation of cell population proliferation. The coding region runs from base 1 to 1428 and encodes 475 amino acids. Gene Ontology annotation, cellular component: cytoplasm.
AUGAGCAUCUACAACCCUCCUACACUCCAGCAGCUGGCCAUGCAGGGACUGCUGAAGAAUGAAUCCUUGGCCAUUUCUUCUCUGGACUGCAUGCCCAUUAUGCUCUUCCCACCACUGUUCAAAGAGGCUUCCGAAGGCAGACACACAAAGAUAUUGAAGGCAAUGGUGGCAGCCUGGCCCUUUCAUUGCCUCCCUGUGGGGGUACUGAUGAUGACUCCUGAAGUAGAGACUUUGCAAGCUGUGCUGGAUGGCAUAGACAUGCUGCUGACCCAGAAGGUUUCUCCUCACAGAAGGUGGAAGCUUCAAGUGCUGGACUUAAGGAAUGUGCACCAGAAUUUCUGGGAUGUAUGGACUGGAAGAGAGAAGGGAGUCCACUCAGAAGAUUCUGGGAGUGAGAAGCAAGUAGUAAAGUCCCUUCAUAGACAUGCCCUGAGGCAGCCUUUGAAGGUAGUCACUGACCUGAGCCUCUGCUUCCAUCUGCAAGAACACCAAACAUGCUUGUUGCAGUGGGCCCAGCAGAGAAACGGCACUGUGCAGCUUUGCUGUGUAAAGAUGGAGAUCUCUGAUUUCCCUGUGGAGACCAUCAGGGAGGUUCUAGACAUUUUUUGGCCACACUACAUCGAGGAAUUGGAAAUAAUAACAACUAAGAUCCUGCCCUUCCCAAAUUCCUUUGCACCUUGCCUUGGCCAGAUGAGAAAUCUCCACAAAUGCCAUCUAAGUCUCAAUGCCUUCUUCAUGGACAGUUCAGCCAUUGAAAUGUCUCUUCACAAGUUUCUUACUCAGUUCUCCAAACUCAACUCUCUCCAGCAUCUCUACCUGAAUGGCAUCUACUUUUCCACUGAGAACGUGAAACAGUUGUGCAGGUGCCUGAAGACCCCGUUGGAAUCCUUGUCUAUCACUCUCCAUCUCUCACAGUCAGACUUGAAGCAACUGUCACAGUGUCCAAGGCUCUGUCAAGUGAAAUUUCUGCUUCUCAGUCACAUAGAGUUAUCUACAUCACGUCCCACAGGUCUCCGAGUCCUCCUAGAGAAUGUGGCAGACAGUCUGCAGACCCUGGAGUUAGAGCACUGCAGCUUGGAGAAUUCUCACCUCAGUGUCUUCCUGCCUGCCCUGAGCCAGUGCUCCCAGCUCACCAGGGUCAAUUUCAGUGACAAUGACUUCUCCAGUACUGCAGUGAAGAACCUUCUGCAGUGCAUGGCCAAUCUAAAUCAACUAGCUGUACAGUUGUACCCUGCCCCUCUAGAGUGCUAUGAUAACCCCUGUAAUAUCCUCAUGGACAGAUUUGCCCAUCUGUGUCUGGAGCUCCAGGGCAUAGUUAUGGCCAAAAGGGAGCCCAAGACAAUGGCAUUUGCUACAACCAUCUGCAUUGAAUGUUGUCAGAGCUGUGUCUAUGACAUAGAGACCAAACUUUGUCCAUGUUGGCAGUAA